Molecule: messenger RNA, 1102 nt
Organism: Chlamydomonas reinhardtii
Lineage: Eukaryota; Viridiplantae; Chlorophyta; Chlorophyceae; Chlamydomonadales; Chlamydomonadaceae
Exons: 4
Coding region: 234-575 (113 amino acids)
Molecular function (GO): protein binding
Source: RefSeq, a predicted model, not a curated record
ACUAUUACGUCUCACUACCGUAGGCUUCAACUUAGCUCCCUUCAAACAGACAGCACCCUGAGUUUUGUCCAGGCUUGACUCUGCGCGGAAAACGUGCAGCUCUAGGCCGUGUUGUAAUUUCAGUACCUGUUCCGGCUAGGGCUAGGCUCAGCUGACGCACCUUCAUGCAGGCUAGCACGCACCCGACUCAACUCGGUUCACAGCGCCUCAAGCCGGCCGUCGUCGCCAGGCCUAUGAGCAGCUCUAAUUACUCGUCAGGCCGCCCCAAGAGCAGCAACAAGCGCAGCGCGCCAGAGCUGGAACGGCCGGGCUCGAGUCAGGCGGCACACGCGCACCCAUCGCAGAUGCAGCCAGAGCCCAUCCCGCUAAAAUACGUGGUUCAAGAGGCUGUAAAGCGGUGGUUUGAGGACACGCUGCUGGAGGCGCAGCGCGGGGACGUCAAGCAGCAGGCGCUGGUGGGCGAGAUGUACAAGGAGGGCUACGGCUGCCAGAAGGACGCGCGUGCCGCCAAGGAGUGGUCGGACAAGGCGGCAUCCCGUGGCUACAAGAUGCAGGGCGUGUAUUGCGAGCUCUAGAUGGAUGUGAGCUGUGGCACAUGCGAGAGUGGCGCAGGCGGGUGGUCACAGGAGCACAGGGAGCCGCGGGCGCGGACGGAGUGAGGAGGAGGCACGGCUGGUGCGAGGGUGGGCCUGUGGUUGAGGGAUUGCGCGGCCUCCAGCAGGCACCCGCGCACCACUGGGCAGCCUGCGCGCGCUUGUGGCUUUGAUGAUGCGGCGAGAGCUCACAGCGUCAAGAAUAUGCCAUUGUUGAUGCCGGGGGGAACAUCCGUACAGUAGCUUAACAUUCUCCUGAAGGCAGAAAGGAGCGUUAUGGUGGUAUCGCUUUAUUCACAAGCAUGAUGCUGCGUUUGCAUGACAGUCUAGGUGCUCGGCUCAUCGAGGUAAUGGCUCUGAAGUUAUGGGCGCGAUGGUAGGGAAACGUCAUGUUGGUCACCGGUUGCAUGAAGAAAUUUGGAGCUUGGCCCGUGCACCACGGGGUGAAGAACAACCACGGGUGAAGAACACGACUGGCUAUCGAGUUGAGCGUGUAACGCCUGGGUUUC